CCUUCGAUAUAACGUUGUUUUCACUUUCACGGGGUUGUAGUAAUACCAUGUUCAACUGCUUAAUAGAUUGGCUCGAAUCUAGGUUGUGCCUUUAGAUAAAUUAACGACUAAAGAUUAAUUAUUCGCUUCUCUCAUUCACUUCUCAAACCCGGUUUUGUAUGCUGGGUCUGUUUUGCAAGCGUGGCGAUGUUGCGCCUCUGGGUUUAUAAACUCUUUGCUAGUACAAACCACGUCCCACCGUAGCAUUACUAUAGCGACGAGAGUGUUUGGUGGAUGUUCUGUAGUUGAAACAACAGUGAUGGAAGUGGCACACUCUGCAUCAGAGAUAUUCACAGACAGUCAAAGGAAGAAGACCCCUCUACCCCUGUGCCAACUGGUGGAGGACAGAAAAAGAAGUCCCUCUAAUGUCCCUCAUCACCUACUAGAGACCCAAACGUAUACCAAACUCAAGAGCAACAGCGCAAUCCAAGCAGAACCCUCAGCACUUCGCUUCAGUGGGUUUAAACUGGGGAAGGAUUAUCAGAGGAGCUUGAAGCUUAUCAACAUAUCAUCUGAAGUGAUCAACAUUCACAUUAUCCCCACCCAAACAAAGCAUUUCAAAACAAAAUAUUUAAAAAAGCAUCGUCUUGUCCCCGGACUGUCCUACACAGUGAAAGUACACUUCUGUCCUGACGAAUGGCGCUACUUCUACGACUGUAUUCGGGUUCAUUGCAAGGGGGAAGAGCAUUUACAGGUUCCAGUCCAUGCCUACCCCAUCAUCGAUGACUUGCACAUCCCAACACACAUCACCAUACCAGUUGUCCCACUGGGCCAAAGUGUCAGCCAUGUGAUCCCUCUGAGCUGCAGCUGUCCCAUUGACUUUGAGUUCCAGGUGUACAUCAUCCAGCCACACAAGGCCUUCUCUGUCCAGCCCCUGUCAGGAGUGAUUCCAGCCAAUGGGAAGGUGGAGGUGACCGUCACAUUCAGGCCAUUCCAGUAUGACACGUCCCAGGUCACUCUACAGGUGGUCAUCUCCCAGUUCAACUCCAAACCCUACGUCUGCACACUCAGCGGGUCGUCCUCGCCCCACCUGGCACUCACGUAUCCCAGAACCAUUUUGAAAUGUUAACGGUUAGUUCAUCAAACACUAUAUUGAAUUAUGCAAUUUUUACCAGGUCAUAGUUACAAUUAUAUACAUAUUUGAUAUAUGGUCAGCAAAGUUCCUGUUUUCUUGGUUUGUGUCACGUUAUUAGUUGUUAUUUUGUGUAAUUGCGAGUUCCAUCAAUUGAUGCACUAAGCCAAAUAUAUUUCUUUACUGCUAAGAAUGGAAAAUAUGUGAUUGUUAAGUGGUUACAAUAUCCUUCUGUAAACAAUGCUUACGCACAUUUCAUAGAGCGGGUGCUAUUGUGAGAGAGACCAAGUGCAGCACAUGUACUGUAUUGAAACUCUGUCUGCAAACUUUGAAAAUAGAAAUUGUACAAACAUUUAGAGAGAUGAAAAUGAACUCUUGCAGCGAAGAACCAUACAAGUGCAUACUGUUCCAUUUUCAUAUAAUCAAAUGUUUCUCUCUUUCUAAGUGUGUAUAUAACACAUUAGGAAUUGUACAGUUGAUAGAUACUUGAAUAAUCCCCCCCCCCCCAAAAAAAAAAGUAUAAUGAUGUAUCAUGUUUAUCUACAUUUUCUUGAAAAUGCACAUAUAUGGUUCUUCUGCACGAUUCUAGUUAUGAUGAUAUCCUUUUGUUUAAUUGAUUUCUGUUCAUGGCUAACUUCUUUGUUUAGUCCUGGGCUACAGACUCAAAACCACGCACAGUCACUUAUAAUGAUAAACAGGUUCUUCUUGUUUCUAGUCUGUAUAUAAAAUAUAAUUUUCAUUCAGUUCCCAUGAGAAAAUGGGUGUACUCCAUCACUGACAGUGGACGAGUUUUACUCCCCUGUGUUAUGACUAAGAGGAGUUAAUGAUUUAUUAAGCAAGGGAACUGCAGUUAUAUCAAAAUGCAUCGGUAUCCAAUCCAUUCAAUGUGUGCGCUUCGGAUCAAAUAUUCCCAUGUUUACUUCUCCCUGGACCCGCAAUAAAAGAUAUGAAGAUAA
Messenger RNA from Salvelinus sp. IW2-2015, 2067 nucleotides. Its product is annotated as cilia- and flagella-associated protein 221-like. Gene Ontology annotation, biological process: cilium movement; motile cilium assembly. Lineage: Eukaryota; Metazoa; Chordata; Actinopteri; Salmoniformes; Salmonidae. Gene Ontology annotation, cellular component: 9+2 motile cilium. The record is from RefSeq and is a predicted model, not a curated record.